AUGAAAAUUAAGUUUUAAUACUCUAAAAUUAUUGAAGCAAUAAAUAGAAACCUUAUUAAACCUAAACAAAAAAUAGAAAUCAGACUUGAUAGAUUGUCAAUGGAUCCUCAUCGUUAUUGGAUAUCUGUAGCAAAAGGAAUGGAAAGACCUUUUACAGGAGAAUUUUGGAAUGUAAAUUUUCAUCUUUUAUGCAAGCAUGAUCAAUAAGGUGUUUAUUAAUGUUUUCAUUGCUAAAAUACAUUAUUUUAAAGUGAUUACAAAUAUUAAUCAUAAACAGGUUAUGCAUCAUUUUUCAAGCAUCACAAAAAUAGUGUAAAAACUAUUGAAACAAAAGAAAAAUAUGUAAUAUUUUAAUAAUAAAGAGGUACUCAGCUCUCUAAUGUAUGAAUUGUUAAUCUUAUAUUGGAUAAAUUUCAAAGGACGGACCACCUCCAACAUUUUUAAGAUAUUCAAUUAAUUCAAGUGCUUUGAGAUUUUAUCAACCAAAAAAAAAUUAAACAAAUCUAAAUUAAUCAUAAAAAUGA
This is a messenger RNA of Paramecium pentaurelia, 524 nucleotides long. Lineage: Eukaryota; Ciliophora; Oligohymenophorea; Peniculida; Parameciidae. The record is from the annotation of a GenBank genome assembly.